UCAAACGCUCUGUCUGAGGCUGAAGAGGCUGAGAGAGGCGGGAGCGAGAGUGGCGGCGGCGGCGGCGGCGGUGGUGGUGGCGGCGGCGGCGGCGGCGGCGGCGGCGGCGGCGGUGGCGGCAGCGGCGAUGGGACCCCAGCGAGAGAUUUGCGGCUAGCUUGCUAGCUGCAUUUGCUCUGCGGGUCAGGGGGAUCUGAGGGGACAGAUUUGGAAAGAUGAGCCCUUAGAAAGAGAAAGUCCAAAGGAUAGACACCAGGAAAAGAAGGAGAACAUCAAAGCCAAGAAGAAUGAGUUCUUGUACCAACAUCUGUGGGGCCAAACAAGCACAGCAUACGCCUGAGGGAGGAUAUCAACGCUAUGGAGUCCGAUCCUACUUGCAUCAGUUUUAUGAGGACUGUACAGCUUCCAUUUGGGAGUAUGAGGAUGAUUUUCAGAUCCAGAGAUCACCUAAUAGGUGGAAUUCAGUUCUCUGGAAGGUUGGACUCAUCUCUGGCACAGUCUUCCUGAUCUUAGGAUUGACUGUUCUGGCAGUGGGCUUUCUGGUGCCCACCAAAAUUGAAGCCUUUGGAGAGGGAGAUUUUGUAAUGGUGGAUUCCCAGGCAAUUCAGUUUAAUGGAGCAUUAGACAUCUGUAAACUGUCGGGAGCCAUUUUAUUUUGUAUUGGAGGGAUGUCCAUGGCUGCGUGUCUAUUGAUAUCUGCUUUUGCAAAAAGCUACUCCAAAGAAGAAAAAUACCUUCAGCAGAAGUUCAAGGAGAGAAUAGCAGACAUCAAAGCCCAUGCCCAGCCCAUCACAAAAGCUCCAGCUCCAGGAGAAACCAAGAUACCAGUCACUUUGUCCAGAAUUCAUAACAUCCAGCCUUUAUCAGAAACCUGAAACUUUAUCCUGCCUACUUUCUGUAACUUAGAAAUAUCAGUCAAGUGGGAGAAUAUCAUCUUUGGCAAUGGCAAGAAUAUGACUUGUCACACACCACUGAGCAGCAGCCAGCUCUGGGAGAAAGCUGAUCAGAACUCAGAGCCACUUAUUUCAGGCUUCAGACAAUGUGUACAUCCCACUCUUUAUGAUGUGUAUUUCCCUUUACUAAACCAGGAGACCCCACAGAAAUACUCGUUGACAUCCUGUGACUUCAUUGUCAUUUUCUGUGUUCUUUGAAAGUGCUAUACAAUUUUAGAACAGCCUUACUAGUGGUCAACACCCAACCUAAAGAUAAUGUGGUCUGGUUUCAGUUUUCAUUUUUUCCUAAUAUUUUUCUGCUUUCUACAGUUUCCAGCUCCAUCCCUACUGAGUAGUAUAGGAUAUUGUCAAGUAUAUUCAUAGAAAAACUGGUUUUCCUUAUUCUGAUCUACAGCUCUACCUUUUAACUGUAUUACUUAACAUGAGGCUCCUCAUAUUAGAUUCAAAUUUAUCACCCUCCCCUAAGGAUCAUAUAUACCCUAGGAUUUUUUAUAUAAAAAUACUAAACAUCACCCAGUUGAGGAUCACUAGACAAUAUGACCAAAAACUUAAGAAUAUGACCAUCUACACACAUUAUUGGGGAGGAAGCAUAAUUGAAAUGAAAAACAGACCAAAAAUAUAACAAAACGUUACACUGCAAGUCAGGAAGCUGGAAUUCUGUUCCCUACUUUUCCACUAAUUUAAUGGGUGACUUUGGGCACUUCUCCAGGCCUCAGUAUUAUUUAUCUAUAAAAUGACUGUACUAGAUGAUAAAAUGAGGACUACAUAGUUGUUGAGGGCCUUUCCAAAUUUAAAUUCUUUGAUUACUGUAUACCAUACAUGAUUUUAUCCUGCUUCUCUGGAGAUUGUUUCAGUGUUUGUUCCACAGACCCAUGUCAUUCUUUCAUGCUUUGACUCAUUGAAAGCCACAGAUUUGAGGUUCAUCUGUAACCUGUAUCCUGUUAUGUUCUAUUGACAAGGUAUCCCAAUACUUGACUUUACCGAGAUACUGGAAGAAGUUUAUAUAAUGCUGUCAUAUUUUUAUAAAGACUAAAGAAAGCCAUUCUCAAAUAAGAAAUCUCUGUGAAAAUACUAACCUGAAAAGGAUUUUCUUUCACAGGACAGACAACAAAUUUUCUUUCCCUUGCAAGGAAGUCAUCUCCUCCCUUUGCACUUUAAUUUAAUCUGUGGAUUUAAAUUAGGCUGUGAAAUGGAAGAUAUGACCAUGGUAUCCUCUCAAAAAUCCCUGCUAACUUAUAUUGCUAUUUUUGAAUGGAUAAAUAAAAUAUAUGAAUGAGCC
This is a messenger RNA of Monodelphis domestica (gray short-tailed opossum), 2232 nucleotides long. It is a transcript of the gene NRSN1, whose product is annotated as neurensin 1. Gene Ontology annotation, cellular component: neuronal cell body; neuron projection; transport vesicle. NCBI's taxonomy places the organism in Eukaryota, Metazoa, Chordata, Mammalia, Didelphimorphia, Didelphidae. The record is from RefSeq and is a predicted model, not a curated record. Gene Ontology annotation, biological process: nervous system development.